GGGCGUCUCGAGCCGCCGACAGAAGGACGUCGAGCCCUCUCGCCGCGGAGUCGCUCCCUGUCGGGAACCAACCCCCUCUGGGGUCGCUUGUGCCGCCUGCCGCCCUCCCACCGCGAGGGACGUGGCUGGCCUCGGUGAGGGGACAGGUCAGCAUGAGGCAGGGGGUCCGUGCGGCCGGGGCAGGGCAGGGGACGACGGCGGCCUCCGUGCAGUUGCUGCUCGCCUUGCGCUUCUUCCUCGGAGUCGUGGAAGCCCAGGUCACUGGAGUCUUGGAUGAUUGCUUGUGUGAUAUCGACAGCAUUGAUAACUUCAACACCUACAAAAUCUUCCCCAAAAUAAAAAAAUUGCAAGAGCGAGAUUAUUUUCGUUAUUACAAGGUUAAUCUAAAGAGACCAUGUCCUUUCUGGGCUGAAGAUGGCCAUUGUUCAAUUAAGGACUGUCAUGUGGAACCCUGUCCAGAGAGUAAAAUUCCAGUUGGAAUUAAAGCUGGGCAUCCUAAUAAGUACUUGAAAAUGGUGAAUGAUACCACAGACUUAGAAGAUUGUGAGCAAGCUAAUAAACUGGGAGCAAUUAACAGCACACUUAGUAAUCAAAGCAAAGAAGCUUUCAUUGACUGGGCAAGAUAUGAUGAUUCACAGGAUCAUUUUUGUGAACUUGAUGAUGAGAGAUCUCCUGCUGCUCCAUACGUAGACCUCUUGCUGAACCCAGAGCGAUACACGGGAUAUAAAGGGCCCUCGGCGUGGAGAGUGUGGAACAGCAUCUACGAAGAAAACUGUUUCAAGCCUCGAUCUGUUUACCGUCCUUUAAAUCCUCUGGCGCCCAGCCGAGGAGAAGAUGAUGGAGAAUCAUUUUACACCUGGCUAGAAGGUUUGUGCCUGGAGAAAAGAGUCUUCUACAAGCUGAUUUCUGGACUUCAUGCUAGUAUCAAUUUACAUCUGUGUGCAAAUUAUCUUUUGGAAGAAACCUGGGGUAAACCUAGUUGGGGACCUAAUGUCAAGGAAUUUAAAUGCCGCUUUGACCCUGUGGAAACUAACGGGGAAGGUCCACGACGACUAAAGAAUUUGUACUUUUUAUACCUAAUUGAGCUCCGGGCUUUAUCAAAGGUGGCCCCAUAUUUUGAACGCUCAAUUGUUGAUCUUUACACUGGAAAUGUAGAAGAAGAUGCGGUCACAAAAAGCCUUCUACUGAAUAUCUUUCAAGACACAAAGUCCUUUCCCAUGCACUUUGAUGAGAAAUCCAUGUUUGCAGGUGAAAAAAAGGGAGCCAAGUCAUUAAAGGAGGAGUUCCGGCUGCAUUUCAAGAACAUCUCCCGUAUCAUGGACUGCGUCGGCUGUGACAAGUGCAGAUUGUGGGGGAAGUUGCAGACUCAGGGUUUAGGAACUGCUUUGAAAAUACUAUUCUCUGAAAAAGAAAUUCAAAAGCUACCAGAAAACAGCCCAUCUAAAGGCUUCCAACUGACUCGACAGGAAAUAGUUGCUCUUUUAAAUGCCUUUGGAAGGCUUUCCACGAGUAUAAUGGAACUACAGAACUUUAAACUCUUAUUACAGCACAGUAGGUAAUAAAGGCUUUCACGUGUCUCUUUAGAAUGCUAAAGGGGCUGCAGGAAGCCUUUUAGCCUUGAGCCUUCAGCAGAUUAAUCUCCUAAGACUUCAAGAGUUUUGAACGCUUCAAUGAGAAAAAUUCAGAUUUUCACUUGAAUAUUUAUGAUCCUGAAUAGGUUAUUAUAGAUUGGAGAUAUUUAUCAAUGAAGUAUAUACUUUUAAAACUUGUAAGUUAUACCAAUUCUGUGUUUACUUUUGUUUCUGCCUGUUGAAUGUUCCAUUUGUUUUGAAUUUGUUUGUUCGCAUUGUAUGAUUUCUUACUUCCAGUUGUCAAACCUUACAUGGCUGUGUCUCCAUUCUAAUCACAUCGUUAACCAUCUACAGUGGAGACGGAAACCCAGGGAACAAAUGUUGCUUGGGGCUGGUUAUCAGUAAGAAAAGCAUCAAUAACGUUUUAAUAUAUUUUAAAGAGCCCUUCCCAGCACUGUUGGUGCCACUCUGUAUCGCAGGUGAUGAGAGGUCUUUCAUUGUAUAGUUACAGAUGCGCCUUACAGUUUUCCAACACUUCACCUUCCAUUUCAUUGAUCGUUAAGAUUUUUAGUUGCUGCUAUUGUUGCUGUUUUGUGUUCAUCUUAAAAAAUCAUCAUAAUAAUAACAAUGAAUAAGUGCUCGUCCCUGUGCUGCCCAGCCAGAACUCACCCCGCAGUUUCUGUAGACUCUGUUCUUGGUUCUCAGCACAAAUCAUAAACCCACUUUCCUUUCAGACAAAAGACAAGCCAACCAAUAUUUAAGAAUCUUCUCAAUAGAACUUGAAUGAGUUAACAUGCAUUCAUCACACACACAUUAGAAUGUGAUACACAGAAGUUGCUAUUGAAUUUCUUUUUCUAUUUUAAACCAAACAUUUUGAAGGAUUUUAUUUUGGACUACAAUCUAUGCAAUCCUAUAGCUCUUACUUUCCUCUGUAGGCUAGCUAAGCAAGUAGACUGGCCUCCUUUCCACCCAUCUCCACCUUGUCCUUUCACUUCUGUUCAUGAUAUGAAAAUGGUACCUUGUGUGAAGAUGACUUCUAAGUACUAGCUUGUCGCUCUCUAACCCCGGACUUAGAUCGCCUCAAGCAACACGGGUCAUUUUUCAUCGUGUCAGUGGUUAUAAUGUGAUUGAGUUGGAAGAUUGUGUCUAUGUGGGAGUAUUGCGGGGACAAGAGAGUCUCUCGCAUUAGACUCUACAUUCUUUUUUGCAAAGUAAAUAACAAGUGCUCUUAUACCCUUGUCUUGCCAAAGUCUGAAAUGCAUUCAUUGGCGAUUUAAUGGAGUAAAUUAUUUUAAAUUGUAAUUAGUUGGACUACUUCAGUUUUCUAAUUUUCCAAUUCUGUCCAAUUUUCAUAAUUUUUUGUUAGUAGCAGUGUGUUUUGUUUGUGAAUAAAAUGGCCGACUCCCCAAGCCUCCCGUUUUUUCCUGUUCUUUCUUUAGGGAUGCAAAUGUGUGGUGGGGGAGGAGUCCCUAAGGGCUCUUUGUGUCCAGAAAGCAAAUAUCUAAAUUAGCUUGCUGGUAAAUUAAGAAUUAUUCCUAAGGUAGUGGCUAGUGUUUAAGAAAUGUGAAAGUUUUGCACUUUGUCUUAUUAUCGUUACUGUGUGCUUAAAGACCAUCUGGUAGUGUUACAGUACCUUUCCUUCAGUGAACGAAAAAGACUAUGAUUUAAACCCUGCGUGAGAAAAUCCUUGGAUUUCCAUUGGUGGUAGUUUAUCUUAACUGCGGUUUGUUGCAAGUGUAGGAAACAGUGUAUACAGUAAAGUCAGUUUUAGGAAAGCAGAAAGUUGACAUAAGGUAAAAAAUUAUUUUCAAAGUUUCAAUACAUUGUCUCAUUCCUCGUCAAUAUUUUAAAACUGAAAUUCAUUUUCUCACAAAUGUAAGGGGGUAAGGGAACACGAAUUUUUGUGUUUGUAUUUUUUAAUGAUUGUAUAAACUGUAGGAAUCUUUGUUUUGUGUGGCUGGUGAUAGUUUAUGGUCCUGGUGAUAAACUGUGUGACAGUACUGAUUGCACUGUGACGAGGCUUGACUGGUAACCUGCCUCGUGGCAUGUUCGUCACUGUCUUGGCACCUAAUUUAAACACCCAGCACCUAAUAACAUAACUGACCAAAAUGAUUGUACACCAGCUGACGAAGGAUGAAGAUGAAGACAAGGAAAGCAGUCCUUCUGUUCAUGGCCUAGCAUCCUGUUUUUCCUCCGUGGCAUCCAGUCCCUAUGAGUCAGAACCAACGGGGACCCCCACUGACAGCGCACAACAGACAAGAGAAAGGUUAGGAACGUGGGCAAAUGUUGGAUGUGUCUUGUUUCGCCUCUUAGAUUAUGAACAGGAUGAGGCAAAAAGUAACAGAAUUCACUUUUGAAAUUUGCUAAGUGAAAAUACCUUGUCAUCAUGAAUUACUCAGUGUUUGUGACAUCUUUCUGUAUACAAAACAUUGCGCCAUAGCGUCCAGCGUUGCCAGGUGUUAUUGUAUGUAAGAAGGGACAACGGUUUGAUCUUCAUCAGCAUUACCUUCAACUGGAAAGCGAGGAACAGCUUAAAAUAACCUCAGUUCACAAAGGGCAACGCCUGCAGAAACCUUCGCUAUUUACCAAAGUAAGCAGAUGGGGUGCCUGGUAGCAUGAAAAUUAUUUGUUAGAGACAAAAAUACAAAUUCCAAUUCAUGUGGACUCUAAGGUACUUUUAUUCAGAACAGAAUUCCAAAUUAUUUGCUCUAGAAAGUGUGAAUUAAAAUAAAUGUUUCUGCAGUC
Messenger RNA from Echinops telfairi (small Madagascar hedgehog), 4316 nucleotides. It is a transcript of the gene ERO1B, whose product is annotated as endoplasmic reticulum oxidoreductase 1 beta. Gene Ontology annotation, molecular function: protein-disulfide reductase activity; FAD binding; thiol oxidase activity. Gene Ontology annotation, cellular component: endoplasmic reticulum membrane; endoplasmic reticulum. NCBI's taxonomy places the organism in Eukaryota, Metazoa, Chordata, Mammalia, Afrosoricida, Tenrecidae. The record is from RefSeq and is a predicted model, not a curated record. Gene Ontology annotation, biological process: protein folding in endoplasmic reticulum. Bases 153 to 1559 code for a protein of 468 amino acids. The transcript has 16 exons.